Messenger RNA from Myxocyprinus asiaticus (Chinese sucker), 2415 nucleotides. RefSeq names its product 5-hydroxytryptamine receptor 3C-like. The transcript has 12 exons. Gene Ontology annotation, cellular component: synapse; postsynaptic membrane; neuron projection. Gene Ontology annotation, molecular function: transmembrane signaling receptor activity; neurotransmitter receptor activity; extracellular ligand-gated monoatomic ion channel activity. Gene Ontology annotation, biological process: monoatomic ion transmembrane transport; regulation of membrane potential; signal transduction. Lineage: Eukaryota; Metazoa; Chordata; Actinopteri; Cypriniformes; Catostomidae. The record is from RefSeq and is a predicted model, not a curated record. Bases 422 to 1870 code for a protein of 482 amino acids.
CCUUACCGCUCUCCCUCUCCCGCAGACCAACACAUGACACGUACAUUUCUCAGACUCGGACUAACACUUCCCUGGAUGCCGCUCCCUACUACGAAGAGCACAACAAAUCCCCCAUUUUCCUUGCCCCGGCCCUCAAGCCAGGCGCUGAGGUCACGGACCUGAAUGCCAGUAUUGCCAGCUUCCCCGCAGAGCCAAACACUCCUGGAACUCCAUCCCAGCAUUUCUUCGGCCCUAAUUCUCUACCUGCACCAUUCUUUGCACUGUUCAUGUCCUCAAUAAAAUUCUCUCUGGGGUAGUUCCCCGAGUGUUUUACUGCAUCCCUCCGUCUGUGCUUCAUUCAUUCCGCUACACUGGUGGAGAAUGCGGAUGCUGACUGUCAGCAGAACUCACAAUUCUUUGUCUUCACACACAUAAGAAACUGAUGGCUGCAGUAUUGCAUUCAAGACCACAGGUUGCUGGAUUUUCUGCCAGUUUUCAGCAGGUUCAGCUUAUUAUCUACUGUCUCAUCAUACAGUCUCUAUUAAUCAAAUCUGUAGGGACUAUUAACUGCUCAGAACCCACUACAGAUGCCCUCUUAACAGCUCUGAGAGCGAGUUUCUUGGGGAAAACUGAAGUGAGGCCGGUUUUCAACCUGAGAACUCCCACUAACAUCAGUUUGAGUUUCACUCUGUACGGGAUUAUAGAUGUGGAUGAAAAAGCACAAGUACUGGACACUUUCAUCUGGGUGUAUUUGUUUUGGAAUAUUGAAGGACUGAGCUGGGAUCCUGAUAAAUGCGGGACAGACAGAAUUUCACUGCCGAGAAAAAAGCUGUGGAUACCUGAUAUUGUCAUUAAUGAAUUCAUGGAUGAAAAUAAGUCCCCGGACACUUACUACCUCUACGUUUAUCAUAACGGCCAGGUGAUGGAUGAUAUUCCAUUUCAUGUGAUCAGUUCCUGUAAUCUGGACAUCUACACUUUUCCAUUUGAUAUUCAGAACUGCACAUUCACUUUUAAUUCGUACCUGCACUCUGGUAAUGAUGUUCAAAUGCACUUUCAUGAACCUGUUGAGGAAACACUCAAAACUUCUUUAAAUGUGAUGAAAACUAAGGGAGAAUGGGAGCUAGUCGACAUCCUUGCUGAAAAACCUGAGAUUCUUUUUCAGGCUUCGAAUAACUCAUGGGAUACACUUAUUUACUAUAUCGUCCUCAGGCGUCGGGCCACUCUGUACAUUGUAAAUCUCCUGAUUCCCAGCUGCUUCCUCAUUACUGUAGAUCUGUUUAGCUUCCUUCUGCCGCCUCAGAACGUGGAUCGUUCUGCCUUCAAGAUGACCCUCAUUCUGGGAUACACAGUGUUCCUGCUGCUUAUGAAUGACUUGCUGCCCGUCACAGGAAACAACUUACCUCUCAUAAACGCGUUUUUCUCUCUGUGUCUGGCACUGAUGGUGGCAAGUCUACUGGAGACAAUUAUCAUCACUAAUAUUUUGUGUGGCUCCAGUUGCUAUCCGCCAUUACCUGAGUGGGUCAAGGUGCUUUUCCUCAACUAUCUCGCCAGACUUGUUCGUUUAAGGAAGAAACCAAGUGAAAACUGUGAAGACCGCAAAAAAGAGACCAAUCACUGUGAACAAGCAUGUGAAAUCCCACAGAGUGAAACAAACUUGAAGAAAUCUGCUUCUCUACAAGAACUAAGGAAGAUCAGUCAAGAGUUAUUGUACAUCCGUCAGCAGGUCGCUAAACAUUUUCAGACCGAUCAGAGUGAAGAUGAGUGGGUGCAUUUUGGUCAAGUCAUUGACCGCUUGCUUUUUGGCAUUUAUGUUCUCUUUCUCUCAGUAAGUUUCUUCACUAUAGUGGUCUUUUGGGUGUACUGGUACAAUUUAAGUGCAUCUUUGUUAUGAAUAAACCUAAAACUAUAUGGGAAUGAGAGCUGUUGAGUAUGUAUGAUUACUAAACCUGUGCAUACAAAUUGCAACUUGGCAAAUGGAAUCAAAUGCCAUGUGGUACUACUGUAAUGGUGAACAUUUUCAGAAAAUGAUUGGCCUAAGUUUUGUACUUUUAUAUUUGUUUUCUUCUAUUGUUAUUUUGUUUGAAUAUUAUUAAUCACAAAUGAAUAAUCAUUAUUUACAAGUUAUUUACAUUAUUGCUUAUGCAGUGGGGUCCAAAAAUUUGAGACCACAAUGAAAAUAUGGGUUUUUAACCUUUUUAAUUUGAACUGGAAAUAAGCACAUUUUUAAGAUUUUUUAAAAAUUGAAAUCAAAGGAACAUAAUGGCAUAAAACUAAUAUGAAAUAUUUAAGAUCCUGUGCUAUUUUUAAUAAUGAUAAUAGCCCAAUAACUGAAUGAAAAAUAUAUCACAGUAAAUUAGAAAAAUGCACAAUAGAAGUGGUACUGAAGCACACCAUAUUAUGUUAUAAUAUCAAUGACUAAGAUUGAACAUAAAAUGA